Pseudocercospora fijiensis CIRAD86 is the source of this 1700-nucleotide messenger RNA. RefSeq lists its product as uncharacterized. Gene Ontology annotation, molecular function: pyridoxal phosphate binding; glycine hydroxymethyltransferase activity; serine binding. The record is from RefSeq and is a predicted model, not a curated record. The transcript is spliced from 5 exons. Gene Ontology annotation, biological process: tetrahydrofolate interconversion; folic acid metabolic process; L-serine catabolic process. NCBI's taxonomy places the organism in Eukaryota, Fungi, Ascomycota, Dothideomycetes, Mycosphaerellales, Mycosphaerellaceae. Bases 1 to 1458 code for a protein of 485 amino acids. Gene Ontology annotation, cellular component: cytoplasm.
AUGGAAAUAGACCUGCUAUCCUCCCACCUCGAGCAAGCCGACUCUACCGUAUACGAUAUAAUUCAAAAGGAGAAAAGACGGCAGAAGCACUUUAUCAACCUGAUCCCAUCCGAAAACUUCACGAGCCAAGCAGUGCUCGACGCGCUUGGGAGUGUUAUGCAAAAUAAGUACUCUGAGGGAUACCCUGGAGCACGAUACUAUGGAGGCAAUGAGUUCAUCGAUCAAGCGGAGACGCUAUGUCAAGAGCGAGCAUUGCAGACCUUCAGGCUGAACAACGACUCAUGGGGAGUCAACGUACAACCACUCUCCGGAUCGCCUGCCAAUCUCUACGCAUACUCGGCCGUUCUUAACGCACACGACCGUAUCAUGGGUCUUGACCUCCCUCAUGGCGGCCAUCUAUCGCACGGCUACCAGAUUCCCAACAAGAAGAUCUCCAUGAUCUCGAAGUAUUUCGAAACCUUGCCAUAUCGAUUAGACGAGACGUCUGGCCUCAUCGACUACGAUCGCUUGGAAGAGAUGGCAUUGCUUUACCGACCGAAGAUCAUAAUUGCAGGAACAAGCGCAUAUAGUCGAUUGAUCGACUACGAUCGGUUUAGAAAGAUCGCAGACAAGGUGGGCAACUGCUACCUGCUCGCAGACAUGGCACACAUUUCUGGUCUUGUAGCUGCAGGCGUAGUUCCGUCGCCAUUCGAAUAUGCAGACAUUGUUACAACGACUACCCACAAGAGCUUGAGAGGACCGCGAGGAGCUAUGAUCUUCUUCCGCAAGGGCGUGCGAAGUGUCGACAAGAAGGGUAAAGAGGAGCUCUAUGACUUGGAGAACCCGAUCAACGCUUCCGUGUUCCCAGGACACCAAGGAGGACCGCAUAAUCACACCAUCACCGCGCUCGCAGUAGCACUUCACCAAGCACAACAGCCAGAAUUCAAGGAGUAUCAGCAACAGGUUCUCGAGAACGCGAAAGCGCUAGCAGGACGUCUUGGUGAUGCGAAAGAGUCAGGUGGACUUGGAUACAACAUCGUCUCUGGAGGCACAGAUAAUCAUCUUGUGCUUGUGGAUCUAAAGGACAAGGGUAUCGACGGCGCGCGGGUAGAGCGUGUAUUGGAACUGGUCGGCGUUGCCGCAAACAAGAACACAGUACCUGGUGAUAAGUCCGCCCUGAAGCCGGGUGGCCUUCGCAUGGGAACUCCGGCCAUGACAACGCGAAACUUUCAGCGCGACGACUUCAAGCGUGUGGCAGAUAUCGUCCAUAGAGCGGUCAAUAUCACAAAGACGCUCGAUGUCAAGGCGAAGGAGGCGGCUGAGAAGAGUGGGCGCAAGAACCCAGGCAGCGUGAACGCCUUCCGAGAAUACGUGAAGAACGGUGAAGAAGUUGUUGAAAUCGUCGAGCUCAGACAAGAAGUCGAGGCAUGGGUCGGCACUUUUGCACUGCCUUGGUCUGACACCGAGAUGGCGCCAUAGUAGGCGAUCAAGGAGUUUUUGCAUGGGUAAUCAAAAGAGCAUUGAGUGGCGUUUGCAAGGAAGCACUGUGCUCUUAGCGACUGGUUUGUAUAUACCUAUUCUUCAACACGGGUGCGCCGUUCGAGGCAGCUGAAAUGCUCACGAUACGCCAUUAGCAUUCAAAACAGCAACGUAGAUCCACGGCUAAUAGCCUCGGGGCCUGACAAUGCUUGCAGGGUUAGAAAGAAUGCCAUCUGCUACUG